AAACUACUCGAACAUAGCCCAGCUCCAGUUGCCCGAACUCGAAGCUUCUUUUAAACUCGGCCCAGUCCAGGGGACUAAGAACUCACUUAAGCAGGCCUAUAAUAUGGCCUAGCUCUCCGCUUGAGUUUAGCCAGCCCAGCCAUGCGAGUUGAACUCGUUGGGUUGCGUCGGGGUUAUAAAUGUAUAGAUUCCAAAAUUCGAAGUACGCUGUGUGUAAAGUAUUGAUCGGAGAAUGGGAAGUGAUCGGAAAUCGAGGGACGAGGAGGAGAAGAAGAACAAGAAAAACAGGAAAAGAGGCUCCUCUUUGUCUUCCUCUGAAGAUGAAGGGAAACAUAGAAAACGGCAUAGAAAAGAGGAGGAAGAAGAAAGUGAAAGGAGAAGCAGAAAGAGGGAUAAGAAAGAGAAGAGAAAGGAGAAGAAGUCUCACAAGCACCUCUCUGAUAAAGAAAAGAAGUCAAAGGAUAGGCACAGAGGUAAACGUCACAAAGGCGAUCACCACUUGAACUUCCAAGAGCUGUCCAAUGAUGAUUACUUCUCGAAGAACAAUGAGUUUGCAACCUGGCUUAAGGAAGAGAAGAAGGUGUUUUUCUCUGAUCUUUCAACUGAGACUGCACGUGAAAUGUUUUCGGACUUUGUCAAAGAGUGGAAUGAUCAGAAGCUUGACUCCCGAUAUUAUGAGGGUAUUUCAAGGGGCCCCCGGUGUGCGCAUAACUGGUCAUUCAAAAAUUAGCAAGAAAUACUAGUUCUGGCUAGGUACAACAGGAUACUCUAUGCUCUCAAGUCCAGAUCAAUCGUUCUUUCCCGCCAAAACCCUUUAAACCCAAGAUCCAUCUCUACAAUUUCUGUGCCAUGCAUAGAAAUAGAAGAACCCACAAACACAAUCACAUACGGAAAUUAUGGGGACAUUAUUUCCCUUUCAAACCACCCGAACCCCGAAAUCUCCUGCUUCUAUCAAAAGGGUUUCUCUCAAAUUACCAACAAUUUCACUGGCAAAGCCUUGCACGCUCUGUGCAUCAAGGGCAUAGUUAAUCUAAGUGUUUUCUGCAAUAAUACUUUGAUUAAUAUGUACUCGAAGUUUGGCGAAAUUGAUCUUGCUCGUCACGUGUUUGAUAAAAUGAGUGAAAGAAAUGAGUCUUCUUGGAAUCACAUGAUCUCUGCAUUUCUUUAUGCUGAUUUAUACUGGGAAUCGAUUCGGGUAUUUAAUGAUAUGAGGGAUUUUGGCAUCAAGCCUAACGGCUUUGCAGUUGCUAGUUUGAUAACUGCAUGUGAUAGGUCGGGAUGUAUGCUAAGUGAAGGAAGUCAGAUCCAUGAUUUGGCUGUGAAGUUCGGUCUGCUGUAUGAUGUCUUUGUUGGUACGUCGCUUUUGCAUUUUUAUGGGACUUAUGGAUUGGUUUUCAAUGCAAGAAAGCUUUUUGAGGAGAUGCCUUAUAAAAAUGUUGUUUCCUGGACUGCUAUGAUGGUUGCUUAUUCGGAUUAUGGAGAUUCAAGGGAAGUGAUGAAUACAUAUUCGCGAAUGAGAUGUGAAGGGCAGAGUUGCAAUGAAAACACAUUAGCUACUGUAAUUAGUUCUUGUGGGUCACUUGAGGAUGAAUUCUUGGGUCAUCAAGUCCUCGGGCAUGUUAUAAAGUCUGGAUUAGAAACUAAUAUUUCUGUGGCGAACUCUCUCAUAUCAAUGUUUGGUAGUCUAGGUAGAAUGCAAGAGGCUUACUACAUUUUUGGUGGCAUGAGUGAACGUGACACAAUCUCAUGGAACUCGAUAAUUUCCACAUACGUACAUAAUGGUCUUUGUGAAGAAUCUCUAAGAUGUUUUUAUUGGAUGCGCUAUGUCCGUAAGCAAAUAAAUUCUACUACAUUUUCAACUUUGUUAUCGGGCUGUAAUUCUGUAGAUAAUUUAAAAUGGGGCAGAGGAAUGCACUCUCUAGUUGUAAAAUUUGGAUUGGACCCGAACAUUUGCAUAUGCAAUACUCUUAUAAGUAUGUAUUCUGGUGCUGGGAAGUCUGAACAUGCAGAGUUGGUAUUCCGAGGAAUGGCUGAGAAGGAUUUGAUUUCAUGGAAUUCUAUGAUUGCCUGUUAUGCUCAGGAUGGGAAGUGCCUAAAUGCCUUGAAAUUUUUUGCUGGAAUUUUGCAUAUGAGAAAUGGAGCAAACUCCGUGACAUUUACGAGUGCAUUGGCUGCCUGUUCAGAUCCUGACUUCAUUACUGAAGGCAAGAUUCUUCAUAACCUUGUAAUUGUGAGUGGGCUACAUGAAAACUUGAUUGUUGGCAAUGCAUUGGUUACCAUGUAUGCAAAGUCUGGUAGGAUGGUUGAAGCAAAAAAGGUUUUUCAAGCAAUGCCCAUGCGGGAUGAAGUGACUUGGAAUGCACUUAUUGGUGGUCAUGCAGAGAAUGAAGAACCACAUGAAGCAGUAAAAAACUUCAAAUUGAUGAGAGAAGAAGGUCUACCUGCAAACUACAUUACAAUUGCAAAUAUUCUAGGUGCUUUCUUGACUCUAGAUAAUCUACUGAAACAUGGGAUGCCCAUCCAUGCUUAUAUAGUUCUGACAGGAUUGGAAUCUGAUCCAUUCGUACACAAUUCACUUAUCACGAUGUAUGCCAAAUGUGGUGAUCUUAAUUCUAGUAACUAUAUCUUUAACGGAUUAACUAAUAAAAAUGCCGUAGCAUGGAAUGCCAUUAUAGCUGCAAAUGCUAAUCAUGGCCUGGUAGAAGAGGCUUUGAAUCUUUUUGUAAAUAUGAGACGUGCAGGAGUACAUUUGGAUCAUUUUAUCUUUACUGAAUGCCUUACUGCUACUGCUACAUUGGCAAUGCUGGAGGAAGGCCAACAGCUUCAAAGUUUGGCACUCAAACUUGGUUUUCACUCUGAUUCUUUUGUAGCGAAUGCCACCAUGGAUAUGUAUGCAAAAUGCGGGGAGAUGGAUGAUGUGCUGAGAAUAAUUCCUCAACCACAAGAACGGUCACGACUAUCGUGGAAUAUAUUGAUAUCAACUUUUGCUAGGCAUGGAUGUUUCAAGGAGGCAAAAGAAACUCUUAAUGAAAUGUUGAAGUUGGGAGUGCAACCUGAUCAUGUUACUUUUGUUUCUCUUCUUUCUGCGUGCAGUCAUGGAGGCCUAGUGGACGAGGGUCUAGCAUACUAUCAUUCAAUGACAAAAGAGUUUGGUAUUCCAGCAGGAAUAAAGCAUUGUGUAUGUGUAGUUGAUCUUCUUGGACGAUCAGGAAGGCUUGCUGCGGCUGAAACUUUCAUCAAGGAAAUGCCAGUUCCGCCAACUGAUCUUGUUUGGCGGAGUUUAUUGGCUGCGUGUAAAAUCCAUGGCAAUCUGGAGCUUGGAAGGAAAGCUGCAGAAAAUCUCUUCAAAUUGGACCCAUUAGAUGAUUCAGCUUAUGUUCUUUAUUCAAAUGUUUGUGCAACCACUGGGAGAUGGGAGGAUGUAGAGAUUCUCAGAAAGAAAAUGGGAUCGAAUAAAAUAAAGAAGAAACCUGCAUGCAGUUGGGUGAAGUUGAAGAACAAAAUAGAUUCAUUUGGAAUAGGGGACAAGUCCCAUCCACAAACCAGACAGAUAUAUGAGAAGUUGGAAGAGCUGAAGAAAAGGAUUAAAGAAGCAGGUUAUGUACCUGAUACAAGCUAUGCGUUGCAUGAUACAGAUGAAGAACAAAAGGAGCAGAGUCUUUGGAAUCACAGCGAGAGACUUGCCCUUGCAUUUGGGUUGAUCAAUACUCCUGAAUCUUCAACCGUUAAAAUUUUCAAGAACCUUCGUGUUUGUGGUGACUGCCAUUCUGUUUACAAGUUUGUCAGUGGACUUCUAAGGCGGAAAAUCAUAUUACGAGAUCCAUAUCGCUUUCACCAUUUCAGUGACGGAAGCUGUUCUUGUUCCGAUUACUGGUGAUUAGUGGUGCCCAUUCUUGCACUGGUAACCCUUUUCCUGAUUUUUAAUUAUUUCUUCAAAUACUAAAGAUAACCAUUCAUUUGCUUUUAA
Molecule: messenger RNA, 3967 nt
Organism: Jatropha curcas
Lineage: Eukaryota; Viridiplantae; Streptophyta; Magnoliopsida; Malpighiales; Euphorbiaceae
Gene: SCI1
Product: splicing regulatory glutamine/lysine-rich-like protein
Source: RefSeq, a predicted model, not a curated record